This is a messenger RNA of Trachymyrmex septentrionalis, 988 nucleotides long. RefSeq lists its product as uncharacterized. Bases 346 to 645 code for a protein of 99 amino acids. The transcript has 2 exons. The record is from RefSeq and is a predicted model, not a curated record. NCBI's taxonomy places the organism in Eukaryota, Metazoa, Arthropoda, Insecta, Hymenoptera, Formicidae.
GGGGGUUGCGACGUGAGAGAUGCCGCGGGGGGGGGAGGGGGGGUCUCGGGUAGCUCGGGGAUGAUCGUGCGGGAUCGGAGCACGGGACGUCGGUCGGGGUCAUAAAUGGGGAGGCGCGGCGUUCCGGAGCGGUAUUUCGUCGCGUGACGCCGUUGCGUUCGCAUCGAUCCGCAACGACGGCGCGAACGUAGGCGGACCGUAAGGGCGCGGAUAAAAGAGGCGCGUACACGAGCCGAAAAUCAAUCCCGGCGCGUGUCAGGUUCUCGCGCCCCGCGGAAGCGCCGAAGAACGAUCGGCGAGGAGGGUUGUUUCCUUACGAGGCGAGGGUGACGACGAUCGGCCGCGAUGCUGAAGAAAUUCCUCGGCAAAUCCGGCCGCAGGAUUCUGCGGGCAAUCAAGAAGCUGUCCACCAGAAGCCGCAAGGCCAAAAGGUCGCAUAAUCCCAGCUCCUGGCACACGGCCAUCCCGGACCUCGAAACGACCUCGCUCUCGUGGUCCCUGCCGUCCCUGGACGCCAAAAGUAUCGAUACGUACAUGACGUACGUGGCCGAGAACCAGGAGGACUGCACAUCGAACUGUUGCUGCUGCGACGAGUACGAGGAGAACCAGAGGAACGAGAACAGGGAGAACGAGAUGAUAAUCUAACGUCCGCGCCGCUAGACACGAACCGGCGCCCUGCUUCUCCCCCCCGCCCCCCCUCCCCUCCUCGACUCGUUUGCCUCGCGAUCGAAUUCGCCGGCGAUCAUCCCCGAGAGGGUGGAAAUGAAUCGCACUCGCGCCGCUCGAUACGAAUAUUUAAUCCUUAACUGGUGAGUACGAGUACUCGUUCGGCAUCUCUUUUUCUUCCUUUUUUUUUUCUCAAAGAGCCUCGCGAUGGUUAGUGCAAUAGCUAUACCAAAGAGAAUAUUUAUCGAAAACCUGAUUAAGGGUUAAUCACGAUCCCUCCGUAAUCCGUGCCACUCGCAACACACACACCACACACGAACAU